CUAGGGUUCGUAAUUUAAACGACCCGCUCUCGUAACUACUCGUCUACUCCAGAUCCUCCAAAUUGGAAAGCAAAUUUAUACUCCACACCAAUUUCCCUUGCAACGAAUUUCUAUCGAACUGAUCAAAUCACUGCAGAAGUGAGGAAGAUGAGUACAACAGGAGAGAAAGGGUCAACGACUGCAAAAACACCUGCUGAUUUCCUUAAGUCGAUUCGUGGUCGGCCGGUUGUCGUGAAACUGAAUUCCGGCGUUGAUUAUAGAGGCAUUCUAGCUUGCCUGGACGGGUAUAUGAACAUAGCCAUGGAGCAAACGGAAGAAUAUGUCAAUGGACAGCUGAAAAACAAAUACGGCGAUGCUUUUAUUCGAGGGAAUAACGGGCUUUCAAAGCUGGAUUUCACAUGGAAGUAAUAAUUUAGGUAUAGAAAGGAAGCUGAUAAAAGAGAUGGGUAGAAGGCAGCACAGAGCCAAUGAUCUUGGUCUAAGCAACUCACCUGUAGAAGCAUUU
Molecule: messenger RNA, 505 nt
Organism: Hibiscus syriacus
Lineage: Eukaryota; Viridiplantae; Streptophyta; Magnoliopsida; Malvales; Malvaceae
Product: sm-like protein LSM36B
Exons: 4
Coding region: 148-408 (86 amino acids)
Biological process (GO): maturation of SSU-rRNA; mRNA splicing, via spliceosome
Cellular component (GO): U6 snRNP; nucleolus; U4/U6 x U5 tri-snRNP complex
Molecular function (GO): RNA binding
Source: RefSeq, a predicted model, not a curated record